Messenger RNA from Gordionus sp. m RMFG-2023, 3806 nucleotides. Its product is annotated as centrosomal protein of 135 kDa-like. The transcript is spliced from 21 exons. The record is from RefSeq and is a predicted model, not a curated record. The coding region runs from base 1 to 3636 and encodes 1211 amino acids. Lineage: Eukaryota; Metazoa; Nematomorpha; Gordioida; Chordodea; Parachordodidae.
AUGACUGUGAUAGGCGACCCUUCAUACGAGAAUAAUUUCUUCGAACAACUUUUCAACUCCACAUCUUCAUCCUUCGCAAGCUUUUCAAACUCUUUCAUGGGCAAGGAUGACACCGGAAAUCAGUAUCUAUCAUCUAUCGAAAUACUCUCUGGAAGACUCAAGUUGGCUAUGCAUGUGGGAUAUGAUAAUGACCAUUUAUAUAGAAAUUUACGAGGCAAAUUGGAUAAAAUGGGUUUCAUUCAGCCAUUUGGAUUGGAAUCAAUUACUUUGAUUAAUUCAUUAGUAAAUGAAUUAUUUUAUUGCCAAGAAAAGAUUACUUAUAAAGAGGAUUCUAAUGAAUUUAAACCAUCAUCAAAAUUUAUCAGUCUUAAAACACACAUGGCAUCUUUACUUAAAAAGAUAUGUGAGUUGCAUGAAACAAACUUGAUAUUAAAACAAGGACAUGAAAAGGAAAUCACUGAAUAUAAGAUAAAAACUUCCCAUUUAGAACAAGAAAAUGCUAAUUUUAGAUUCAGAGAAGCAGAAUUCAUUAAAAAUAUAAAGCAUAUUGAAUUAGAUAAUAAAGAAAAAUCAAAGUUGUUAUUAAAAUUGGAAGAAAAUAAUUUAAAAGCUGUGAUUCAAACACCAGGUGGUAAUAAAGCUCCCAUCCCUUUCAAGCAUGAAAAAAUGAUAAUUGAUUCAUUCUUACCACCUAGUGCCAAUGUAAAAUCAUCCUUGCCCCAAAAUAAUAUCACCAACUCAUCCGAGGAGGGUAGUAAAGAUAGCAUAACAGAAACAUCUUCAUUCACUAAUGCAGGUGAGGACAAGCGAAAACAUUCAAUAGAUGUUUUUAAGAUAGUUGAAAAUCAGAUUAAUACGCUGAACAAGAGGCUGAAUGAAUCGGAACUCAAAAGAAAUACAUGCCAACAAGAGUUAAUGGAUACCAAGGAAAAGUUGCGCGCAAAGGAUGAGUUGAUUGAGAGAAUGAUAGGUCCAUGCUCCAAUUUGGCGCCCGUCACUGUAGCGAAUCAGAAUGCUAAUGAAGUUGAUCUGAAUACUAGUAUGGACACAUCGAGCCUGAUAGACGAUAUACGGAUACCGAAGGCCAAUCGUGACGCCGCCUUUACGGAUGCCUUUCUUCGCAACCUCGUAAAAAAUGUCGGUCACCUCAGGCUCAAGUAUGACGACUUAAAGCGAUAUCUCGAAACACUCGAGACUGGAAAAACUGUCGACAGCAUUCGAUAUCUCGAAAAAGAGAAUGAAACCAUGGCUUUGAUCCAAGAACUUGAGAGCAUAGGGGAAAAAACUAGGAAUAUGCGUUUAGGGUUGGCACCUAAGGGCACGGAAUUGCCUGACGAUGAUGAAACAAACAUGGGAGCGCAAGAAAGUCGAGAGGACGAAGUUGCACCUAAGGAUAGUGAUGAUUCGUCCAAGAGUGGGAAAGAUAACAAAAAUGAUACGGAUUUGAUAUUGAAGGAAAAGGAGAAAGAAAUAGAAAAUGUCACCAAGCUUUACAAGAGGAACUUGGAGAGCAAAACAAAUCUAUCCUUUCGAAUCAAUCAACUUUUAAAACACGAAAAAGAUUUGUUACAGGAAAUCGAAAAAUUGCACCACAAAACAUUCCUCAGGACACCGGGGUAUUGCAGUACCAAGAGGCAAACUUUAAAAAAUAAAGUAGAUACUUUAAUUUCCGAUCUAGAGAAGGACAGAAAUUUUUACAAAGACGAAUACUUGUUUUUAUUAAAAUACGUCGAUAACAACUUAUCCAAAAAAUUGGAACCUACCAAGACUCACCCGACUGCGGUAGAGAUUGAAAUGGAUUUGAGCGAUUUGGAUGAAGGGAUAAAGGAUAAACCUCCGAGAUCUUACAAAAUCAAGCACAGUUCCUAUAAGCUUGAAGUCAAUAGUGCGGACGAGUUUUCCGCUUUUGAAAAAUUGAUCAAAGAAAAAGACGAUUUACAAUUCCUGCUAGAACGCAGCGAGAAGGAAAGGAAAGAACUACAAACGUUAUAUAAUGAGGUUAAAGAUGGCUCUAACUCCAAGCAAAAACUCGAGAUGGAACUGCAGGUGUCGAAUUUAAUAAAAGUGGCCGAACUCUUAAGCGAAGAUCGGAAUGCUUUGAAUGGAAAGUUGAAGAAUGCACAAGAAGAAUCUCAGGAACUUAAGUCACAAUUGGAGAGUGAACACGAAAAUUUACACAAUUUACAGAAUUUGAUGGCGCAAACUGAUUCUCAAUCUCACGAGAUUAGAACUAAGAGCGUUUCAGUAGUCGAAUUGCACAAAGCUCACAAAAUCAUUAAAGAAUUGGACCAAAAAUUUGAAUUAAGCCAACUUCGAUUCCAAGAACUUCAAGCUGAAAAAUCUUCACUCACAGAAGAUUUAGUGGAAAAAGAAAGAACUCUUGUUUCGUUACAUUCCACGAUGAAAAAAUUGGAAAGUCGAAUUGAUUCGGCCAUUCGACUCAACGAAACGCGGACCGAAGAAUUACGCAAAAUGACGGAACUCCAACGUGUCACCUCGGUCAAUGGCGAGAGAGAUCGUAGAGCCUUCCUCGAGGAGAAUAAAAUUCUUAGGGCAGACAUUCAUAGCCUCACAAUCGAGCACAAGAAAUUAAGUGAAGAGCUCGAUACCACCAGCAAAGAAAAUAGGGAACUCAAAGAGAGAUGUGAUUUUAUGGAAACACAAAUUAAAUCGCUCGAGGAAAUUUUGAUGGCUAAAGAACAAGAAAAAUGUGGGUUUAUCGAACAAUGCAAAGGAUUAGAAAAACAAAUAGGCAUUUUGAUUACUCAAAGGAAAAAUUCGGAAAACGAACUCACUAAUUUGAGGCUUGAAUUGGUAUACAAGGACCGCGAAUUGGAACAACACUUGUUAAUUUCUGAGGCGGGAAAAUCUGAAUCCGCCGAAGCUAUGACGUCACACGCGACGGCUGAGUCCAUGACAUCGCACGCAUGCGCUCUUGAAAAAGCGGCGAAUGAGCGGAGCCAAGAGGUACAACGCCUCAAGCUGGACUGUCGCCGCCUUGAGACUAUUUGUCAUGAGUCGCGGGUUGCUCAAUUCUCACUUCAAGCCGAGCUCGAUAAGAAAAUCUCCGAUGCCCUACAACUGACCAAAACGGUGGAAGAUUUUAAACGCGACUUUCGUCUGCUUCGUGUAGAGGUAGAGAGUAGACGUCAAUCUGUCAAGACGUUGGAAGAAGUCAUCACAUGCUCAAGGAAGCGGGAGACUAAUUUACUCAAUCAAAUACGUAAAUUGGAACUCAAGACCAAGCAAUUGAAGGACGCCAACGAAUCCCUAACUAGACGAACGACUCAGACUAUCGACCUCACUGGUCCCCUUUCGACCGAAACAUGCACCCACCGAGAAUAUUCUCGCGAUAACAAUCACGAUAAAAGUUCUCGAAGAGCCCAGAACGCAUCUUCCGUCACACCAUCCGCUCCGCCUAUUAUAGUCCACGAUGAAAACACUGACUAUAGAAUGCGAUAUUUAGAAGAUCCGUCUCGCGAUACCGACAACGUGUUUGAAAGUAACGAUUCCGACCCCAAAAAACGCCACAAACAAGGCCAGCUUGCAAAUGGCAAAUUUAACGCUAAAGGGCGCGAUGUAGGGAAAACUGGCUACAGCUCAUCUUCUCCCUUUUCAUCUCCCCCGUCAUUUUGAGAACGUGAUAGCAGAGAAAAUAGUUGACUAAAUAAUAUUAAAAGCUGAAAGGCUUUAAAGAGAUGAUUGACUAUAUUGUUAUCUAUAUUAUUUACAUGAUAAAAUUAAAUUUUUCAUAAAUUAUAUUAAUGUAAGGGUGAAUAUUAUAUAAUUUGCCUGUUGUUACUUAC